This is a messenger RNA of Cercocebus atys (sooty mangabey), 1965 nucleotides long. RefSeq names its product chromosome unknown open reading frame, human C1orf141. Bases 152 to 1354 code for a protein of 400 amino acids. The record is from RefSeq and is a predicted model, not a curated record. The transcript is spliced from 8 exons. Lineage: Eukaryota; Metazoa; Chordata; Mammalia; Primates; Cercopithecidae.
CGCGUAGCCCUCGGAGCCAGAAGAGGGAGGAAAGGAAGACGAGACGGGGUUUCAUCAUGUUGGCCAGGCUAGUCUCGAACUCCUGACGUCAAGUGAUCCGCCUGCCUUGGCCUCCCAAAGUGCUGGGAUUACAGGAAUUUAGUGAUUGACAAUGGCAGAAAAAAUCUUAGAGAAGUUAGAUGUCCUUGAUAAGCAAGCAGAGAGAAUCUUGGCCAGAAGAACAAAGAUAAACAGGCUUCAGAGUGAAGGAAGAAAAACAACUAUGGCUCUACCCCUGACAUUUGAUUUUCAGUUGGAAUUUGAAGAGGCUGUUGCUACAUCCGCAUCUAAGGCAAUAUCAAAGAUCAAAGAAGACAAGUCCUGCAGCAUUACAAAAUCAAAAAUGCGUGCGUCUUUCAAAUGUGAGCCUGAACCUAGAAAGAGUAAUUUUGAAAAGUCAAAUUUAAGACCAUUCUUUGUUCAAACAAAUAUAAAAAAUAAAGAAAGUCAGUCAACAGGUCAAAUUGAAAAAAAACCUAGAAAACCAUUGGAUUCUGUUGGUCACUUAGAAGGUGAUAGAAAUAAAAGAAAAAAAUCUCCACAGAUGAAUGAUUUUAAUAUAAAAGAAAACAAAUCUGUCAGAAAUUAUCAAUUAAGUAAGUAUCAUUCAGUAAGAAAGAAAAGCUUGCUCCCGUUGUGCUUUGAGGAUGAAUUGAAAAAUCCACAUGCCAAGAUAAUCAGCGUUAGUCCAACAAAGACAGUAACUUCUCACAUGGAACAAAAGGACACAAAUCCCAUAAUUUUCCAUGACUCAAAAUAUGUACGAAUGUUACUUUUGACAAAAAAUAGAUUUUCUUCUCAUCCAUUGAAAAAUGAAAACAAUUACCCACAUAAAAGAACAAAUUUUAUUUUAGAAAGAAAUUGUGAAAUCCUCAAAUCUAUAAUUGGCGAUCAAUCUAUUUCUCUUUUCAAACCCAAAAAAACAAUGCCUACAGCACAGAGAAAAGAUAUACAGAUCCCCAUGUCUUUUAAAGUAGGCCACACAACUGUCGAUGAUAAACCAAAGAGGAAAACUAAUAAGCAGACACCAGAAAACAGAUCUUGGAAUACACUCUAUAAUUUCUCACAGCACUUUUCUAGCCUAACAGAACAAUUUGUGGGUUACCUUGAUAAAGCUGUUAUUCAUGAAAUUAGUGCCCAAACUGGAAAAUUUGAAAGAAUGUUUUCUACAGAAAAACCAACGAGCAUACCCACAUCCAGUGCCUCACCUGUCAAAUGUUAUUCAAAGCCUUUUAAAUAUAUAUAUAAACUAAAUAAUGUAACACCACUGGAUAAUUUAUUAAACUCGUCAAGUGAAAUUUUAAAUGCCUCAUAAAAUAUCAUGUAUGCAACAAUAUUGGAGCAACAAGAAGCAAAUAUCCAAGUUCCAAAAUUACAAAAGAAAUUCUUAUCCAAAUAGUAAUGUUCGAAUUGAUCAUAUAAGAAAGCAAAGCAUAGACAUUGGAAUUACAAGUCAGCAGUCAUCUGUUCAAGAACAAUCAACAUUUGUAGUAAAUAAUAGGACAAAAUUAGGAAAUAAUUAUCACCAAGAGGAUCUAGUUCAUGACUUUCUAUUAUCUCAAUUAGAUUGCUCAAUCAUCAGCCUUUCUAUACUAAACUCUGAUUCAGGACCAAGAACAGUAUAGUCUGACUCUGGAAAUGCGCUGUUGGAAGCCAAAUAACAUCAAUACUCUUUUUCUAUAAUUGAAUAUCAAAUAAGACAAAUUAUCAUUAAUUUAAUGAACGUGGAGUUAAUUGUAUAUCAGCAUUUCAGCAAAUCAUCAUCAAUAGUAUUACAUUAACAAUUUGUGCAAUUAAAAAGGCUUUGUAAAACUUUGAAUAGUUUUUUAUUAUUGUUAGUAGAUGUUGGAACUUCAUUAUUAUAUAAUGUUUUUGCAAACUUUAACUUUUUUCUGAAUUGUUAAAUAAAAGAAUAACUAUCCUUAA